Callithrix jacchus (white-tufted-ear marmoset) is the source of this 1136-nucleotide messenger RNA. The record is from RefSeq and is a predicted model, not a curated record. Lineage: Eukaryota; Metazoa; Chordata; Mammalia; Primates; Cebidae.
GAAAAUCGAGUGCUACAUCACUUCCUUCGAAGCUUGGCGUUUGGUCAGUGGGGACCCACGCGGGUUCAACAUGAGUAUCGAGAAUUGUUAUUUCUGUUCCGGGCCCAUCUACCCUGGCCACGGCAUGAUGUUCGUACGCAACGAUUGCAAGGUGUUCAGAUUUUGUAAAUCUAAAUGUCAUAAAAACUUUAAAAAGAAGCGCAAUCCUCGCAAAGUUAGGUGGACCAAAGCAUUCCGGAAAGCAGCUGGUAAAGAGCUUACAGUGGAUAAUUCAUUUGAAUUUGAAAAGCGUAGAAAUGAACCUAUCAAAUACCAGCGAGAACUAUGGAAUAAAACUAUUGAUGCAAUGAAGAGAGUUGAAGAGAUCAAACAGAAACGCCAAGCUAAAUUUAUAAUGAACAGACUGAAGAAAAAUAAAGAGCUACAGAAAGCUCAGGAUAUCAAAGGAGUCAAGCAAAACAUCCAUCUUAUCCGAGCCCCUCUUGCAGGCAAAGGGAAGCAUUUGGAAGAGAAAAUGGUACAGCAGUUGUAAGAGGAUGUGGAUAUGGAAGACGCUUCUUAAAAAUCUCUGUAACCAUUUCUUUUAUGUGCGUUUGAAAAUGCCCUUUGGAAACUUGGAACUGCUAAAUUAUUAGUUUAUUUUUUAUAUAAGGUUACUUAAAUGAAAAGUGAUUAAAAUAUAUCUUUUCUACAUUGCCAUCUAUAAAACAUCAGAUAUUACUGAUGUUACAUUGCAUCUCAGUGUUAAAUCUUCACUGACAGAUGUACUUACAUAAAUCAUGAAAAUUCUGCUUAUAACUAUAGAAGUGAAUUGUGGAUGUAAAAUGCUUAUUCCAUUUGAAUAAUGGCACAGGACAGCCUUUGUAUAAUAAAGAAUGGCAAAAAUUCAUGGUUAGCGAUGUAGAAAAUAAAAUAUUAUUUGCAGUAAAAUAUUCCCUUUAUUAAUGUUAUAGAAGGGGGGAUACGACAAGGAAAUAACAAUUUGUAUGACAGUAUCAAAUACUAUUUUGAUUUUAAUAUUUCCUGUUUUGGUUUAUUUGCAUCUCAGAAGAGCAUAAUGAUAUUGUUUGAUGAAGCCUAAUUGUGCUGGACUGUUUCGACCUGGUUUAACCCUUCCAAUAGGCAGUUUUGGAUGU